Messenger RNA from Racocetra fulgida, 527 nucleotides. NCBI's taxonomy places the organism in Eukaryota, Fungi, Glomeromycota, Glomeromycetes, Diversisporales, Gigasporaceae. The record is from the annotation of a GenBank genome assembly.
AUGUCUAAUUUUAAAAAUAAUCACGAACAUAAGCAAACUAAAAUUACCUCAUUUAUUUUUAUAAAACAAUCUUUCAAAACGUCAGAAUUAUUUGAAGAUAAUGACUUAUUUAGCGAAGAUCCUAAUUUUGAUAAUUUUGACGAUGAUACUGCUACUAGUGAAAAUUUAAAUAAUGAACAUGAUAUUGAUAAUACAAUUAAACAAAAAAACCUAAAUACAGCCUCUGAUCAAUUACAAAUAAUGAGAAAAAUGAUGAACAUUUAUUUUCUUGUAAAACACAAUAUUGCUACAUAUUAUUUUGAAGAUUUAUGUAAUCUUACUGAGUUACAAAUUCAACAUUUUGAAAAAAACAUUAUAUCUAGUACUGAUAUACUUUCACAACUUCGUCGUCUAUCUCUAGUUUUUCAAGCUGAUUAUGUUUCAGUUUCAGAAGUUACAAUGCAAGUAAAUGCAGUUAUUGAAUCUAUUACAACUGAUUUUAUUGGUAAAGCAGAUAUGCAACCUACUUUUGGAACUAUACUAUUACG